GUAUGUGAAAUUUGAAGAUGCCGACUGGAAGCUGGAGGGCGCGAACGAACCCGGCCUUUACCCGGUGCUGCCCGACUCGCGCACCUGGAAACUGGACAAGGGGCGAAAGCACGCCAUGCUGAAGGCCGUCAUGCUGGACCUGAACGUGGACUCCAAGAUCCACGCCGCCUACGGAACGGUGGUGGCCAGCCGCGUCCGAGACAGAUCGGACGUGCUGAUCCUGCGGCCCUUCCCGCUCUGGCUCUUCCAGCGCGGCGCCACGGAAGGGCCCUCGCUGCUCCUAAGCAAGCUCCGAGGCGAGCACAUCGACUGGCAGGCCAUGCACGACGCCCGCUGGCCCAAGGCCCGCUGCCAAAGCUGUAAGGAGCUGAAGAGCUGGGACGUCUUCGCCUUCGCGCAGUGGGAGAUGGUCCGAGCCAACCGCGGCGGCCAGUGCCUGGCGUGCCAGCGCGGUUCCAUCGGCAUCAAGGGGCCGCUGAAGCGGAGCAUCAACGCGACGGCAACCCUGGCAAAGAGUGUUGCCUGCAGCCGCUGCCACUUCACCAAGGUCGAAGAAGCUUUCCCACGGGCCCAACUGGCACAGAAGGAUGCCAACACCAAGCGCCAAUGCUGUGCGUGCCGGCUCGGCGCCACCCAGCUGAACUGCGCCGUCUGCGGCAAGCGAAAGCCGGCCAAGGACUUCUCGCCGACCAUGCGAACCAUGGCGGACGACACCCUCGCCUGCAUCGCAUGCCAGCAGCAGCUCUCGGGCAAAGCCAAGCGCCUGCGCACGGGCUGGUUCUUCUGUAGAGGCUGCAACGAAAGCUUCCCCAACAAAGCCGCCGGCAACGACGAAGGGAAGCAUUGCCUGAACUGCUCCAUCCGCGGCACACGGCAAACCGGAUGGCAGACCUGCAGAAACAGAAA
Molecule: messenger RNA, 906 nt
Organism: Symbiodinium necroappetens
Lineage: Eukaryota; Dinophyceae; Suessiales; Symbiodiniaceae
Source: the annotation of a GenBank genome assembly